AUGGAGGAACAUCCACAUGAACAUAGGGAGGAGGUGAAGCCUUACAACCCUCCUUUUCCAUAUCCUCAAAGGUUCAAGAAAGAGCUUAAUGACCAACAAUUCCCCAAGUUUCUAGAGGUUUUCAAGAAGCUAGAAAUCAAUAUUCCACUUGCUGAAGCAUUGGAGCAGAUGCCUCUAUAUGAAAAAUUCCUCAAGGAGCUCAUUAAUAAGAAGAGGAGCUGGGAUGAAAAAGAAACUGUGAUCCUCACCCAAGAAUGCAGUGCUGUGAUUCAGAAAGGCUUACCACCAAAACUUAAGGAUCCUGGAAGUUUCUUUCUAUCAUGCACCAUUGGGAACAUGUCAAUUGGGAAGGCUUUGUGCAACUUAGGCUCAAGCAUUAAUUUGAUGCCACUCUCCAUGAUGAGAAGGCUAUCCGUUGAAGAGAUGAAACCCACAAGAAUGUCCUUGCAACUAGCCGAUAGGUCACUUAUUAUACCCACUGGAGUUGUAGAGAACUUGUUGGUAAAAGUUGGGGAAUUCAUCUUCCCUACUGACUUUGUCAUUUUAGACAUGGAAGAAGAGGGACAUAACUCAAUCAUCCUGGGGAGACCUUUUUUGGCCAUAGCAAGGGCUAUUAUUGAUGUAGAAAAAGGUGAAAUGAUCCUCAAGGUGCAUGAUGAAUAA
This is a messenger RNA of Arachis ipaensis, 663 nucleotides long. RefSeq lists its product as uncharacterized. The record is from RefSeq and is a predicted model, not a curated record. Lineage: Eukaryota; Viridiplantae; Streptophyta; Magnoliopsida; Fabales; Fabaceae.